Molecule: messenger RNA, 1328 nt
Organism: Helianthus annuus (common sunflower)
Lineage: Eukaryota; Viridiplantae; Streptophyta; Magnoliopsida; Asterales; Asteraceae
Product: chalcone synthase
Exons: 2
Coding region: 33-1241 (402 amino acids)
Biological process (GO): polyketide biosynthetic process
Molecular function (GO): acyltransferase activity, transferring groups other than amino-acyl groups
Source: RefSeq, a predicted model, not a curated record
AUCAUUUGUGAAUACUUGUAACAAAGACACUGAUGGCAUCCUCUCUCACAGGAGUCGAUGUUGGGACGUUCAGAAAAGCCCAACGAGCCGAAGGUCCGGCCACCAUCCUCGCAAUCGGCACCGCCACUCCGUCCCAUUGUGUUUAUCAGGCCGACUAUCCUGACUACUAUUUCCGUAUCACCAAGAGUGACCACAUGGUUGAUCUCAAACAGAAGUUUCAGCGCAUGUGUGAUAACUCAAUGAUAAGAAAACGAUACAUGCACGUUACCGAAGAGUUUUUAAAACAAAACCCUAAUAUGUGCGAGUACAUGGCUCCAUCAUUGGAUGCUCGUCAAGAUGUGGUGGUUGUUGAAGUCCCAAAGCUUGGAAAAGAAGCAGCCAUCAAGGCCAUCAAAGAAUGGGGAUACCCGAAAUCGAAGAUCACGCACCUUGUGUUUUGCACGACAUCCGGUGUCGACAUGCCUGGAGCUGACUACCAGCUCACCAAGCUCCUUGGGCUUCGACCUUCGGUACAACGUUUCAUGUUGUACCAGCAAGGUUGUUUUGCUGGUGGCACGGUCCUUCGUCUUGCGAAGGACCUUGCUGAGAACAACAAGGGCGCUCGCGUCCUUGUUGUUUGCUCGGAGAUCACUGCAGUCACGUUUCGUGGCCCCAGUGAGUCACACCUAGACUCACUAGUGGGCCAAGCUCUUUUCGGGGACGGGGCUGCAGCGAUCGUCGUUGGUUCAGAUCCCGACUUGGAUGUAGAGCGGCCGUUAUUUGAAAUGGUGUCGGCCGCUCAAACCAUUUUGCCUGAGUCUGAAGGGGCGAUUGAUGGACACUUAAGGGAGGCAGGGCUGACGUUUCACUUACUCAAGGAUGUUCCUGGGUUGAUUGCUAACAACAUAGAGAAAGCCCUUGCACAUGCAUUUUCUCCACUGGGUAUAGAUGACUGGAACACGAUCUUUUGGAUCGCGCAUCCAGGUGGUCCAGCUAUACUGGACCAGGUUGAGCUCAAGCUUGGGCUCGAAGAACAAAAGAUGAGGGCGACUAGACACGUGCUAAGUGAAUAUGGUAACAUGUCUAGCGCGUGUGUAUUAUUCAUCCUUGACGAGAUGAGGAAGAAGUCGACCGAGGAAGGGAAGACCACGACUGGUGAAGGUUUAGACUGGGGUGUUCUAUUCGGGUUCGGACCGGGUCUUACGGUUGAGACGGUGGUUCUUCAUAGCCUUCCGACCACCGUGCCUACUUCUACGACAUAAGAUCGGUUGAUCUACCCAAAUUUUAUAUUCACAUGAUAGUUAGUUAGGUUGUCUUUCCAUAUGAAUAAAGUGUAUUUCUUUGGUUUC